UUUGUCAUUGCCUGAAAUUUGAAAACACAUAUGCGCGAUUUCCUUCAAAUUGGAUUUGAAUCGUUGAGAGGGAGAGGGAGAGAAACCCUAGAAAUUUGAAUUUGUGGACACAAUAUGAUACUGAGGACUCCACCACCAAAGAAGCAAAGAGCCGAACCCAUACAUCACGAUAGUCCGUCGCCUCUAGUCGCCUCCGAGGGACGUCUCGUCAUCUAUGAGGACAAUCCUCUGGCUGCGCCUCCGCCGGAGUCGCCUAACCAGCCCUCCGAUCACCUCCUCUGCACUUAUCAAUGCCGACAGAUGGUCAAAGCAGAUGUUCUAGAUGCCUUGAGCAAUGCGGAGAAGCAAAUUAGUGAUUACCAGUCCAAACUAGAGGCUUUAAGUGAAAGCCUCUCCAAAGCCGAAGCGGAAAGGAAAAAGUUCAGGGAUCAAUUCCUUUAUGCAGAACAAGAGCUAGCUGCUGCAAAAGGACGUGAACAGAUGCUGCAUGACCAGCUCUUGAAGGAAGUCGAUGAUUCACAGGAAAGAUUCAGAAAGCAGUUAGAAACAAACAAUGAGCUUAAGGGGAAGCUGCAAAAUGAGAUGAACCUUCGCAAAAAAGCUGAGUUCUCUUCAGUGUCUGCUGAAGAGAAAGCAGCUGAUUUGGAGGGUAAACUUAACCAAUUUUCUCAAAGCAUAGAAACGGAGAAAAAACGACUUCACAAUGAGCUUGCUCUGCUUAAAGGAGAAUCAAAGCUUUCUAUUUCCAGAAUAAGUGCUGAUCUUGAAAGAAUGGAAUUUAGAGCUAAUAAUGCUGAGAAGGAAUCAGAGCUUUUGAAAGAGCAGCUUGAGGAUCUUAAGAAACAUCUUAAUGAGUGCUUGAACCAAAAGAGUGAAGUAGAGAAGAAGUUCUCAAGUUUCACCUUUCAAGAAGUUUCUUCUUCUGAGAGCAAUAUUUUGAUAAAACAUUUGCAAGAGGAGCUUAGAAACUAUGAGUCUGAAGUACGAGAGGCAAGAAAGUUGAAAUCAUCUCACGAGGACAUUGAGUUAUUGAAGGCAAAAUUACUGGAAGAGAAGGGCCGCAGGGAGAGGGUGGAAUCAGAGCUAUCCAAGUUGCAAGAACAACAGAUAAGUUUGGUCAACUUGGAGAAUGAGUUGUUAUUGUGGAAACUGAUUACGAAGGACAUACCUGAUGUGUCAUGUCCUGAAGAUGUACCUGUCAAGUUUGCAACAUUACAAAAGGAAGUGAUUGACAGUACAAUUAAGAUAGGAGAGGCAAAUGCACGCUUGAAGCAAAUUGAGGUAAGACUGGAUGCCACAGAACUUGCUAAACAGAAUGCUGAAGCUGAUGCUGCGUUGGCCAAAGAGAAGGCAGAAGUCUUAAAAUCAGAGGUCAAGCGGACUGAACUCAUGCUUUCUAUGGUUAAUGAAGAGAGAGAUAAGUUGAGAAAUGUUAUUAAUGAUUCAAAGAGGCAUAAGAAUGAAGAAGCGGGUGAUGAAAUGACCAGUGGAACUGUUGUUCAGGAGCUUGAAUCAUCUCUAGUAAAGAAGGAAUCCUGUAUCAAAGAAUUAGAGAGGAAUUUACGUGAACAAAAAGAAAUUAAUGAUCGUCAACAGAAUGAGAUCAAAUUGCUCCAUGAUAGGCUAAAUAAUGAAGCAAGAAGAAUAAAAUCACUAGAAAGGGAGAGUGAUCGACUUCGUUCAGAGAUUUCACUGCUGGAAUCGAAGCUUGGUCAUGGGGAUUAUUCAUCUGCAAAUACAAAAGUUCUACGAAUGGUAAAUACUCUUGCUGUUGAUAAUGAGUCAAAACAAACUAUUGAGGCAUUACAAACUGAGUUACAAAAGACAAAGGAGAAGUUACAAGCUCUUGAGGAAUUGAAAAAUCAGUCAGGUGAUACUGGGAAGUUGGUUGACUCGUAUAUAUCUGAGAAGAUAAUGAAAUUGAAAGAACAAAUCGCGACACUUGAAAAACGUGAAGAGAGAUACAAGACUGUUUUUGCGGAUAGAAUUUCGGUUUUUAGAAGGGCAUGUUGUGAGCUCUUUGGUUACAAGAUUGUAAUGGAUGAGCACCAGCGUCCUAAUGGAAUCCCUGUGACCCGUUUUACCCUCCAAUCAAUUUAUGCACAAAAUGAUGACGAGAAGCUUGAAUUUGAGUAUGAAUCUGGAAAUACCAAUAUUUUGGAAAAUAAUUAUACCGUGCAGCGUGAAAUAUCUCAUCAGGUCGAUAUAUUUGUUCGGAAGUUGAACUCGAUUCCGGCUUUCACUGCUAAUCUUACGGUGGAAUCUUUUAACAGGAGAACUCUUUCGUAAGAUACAUCUAAAUCCAAAAAAGAUAGAAUAUGCCUUGGAUAGUAUGCAUCAUUGUCAACACUUGAUUACUUAUGUUGAUUGAGGAUUUAAAACUCUCAUGCUUGGAAUGAGU
Molecule: messenger RNA, 2401 nt
Organism: Hibiscus syriacus
Lineage: Eukaryota; Viridiplantae; Streptophyta; Magnoliopsida; Malvales; Malvaceae
Product: mitotic spindle checkpoint protein MAD1-like
Exons: 16
Coding region: 115-2289 (724 amino acids)
Biological process (GO): mitotic spindle assembly checkpoint signaling; attachment of mitotic spindle microtubules to kinetochore
Cellular component (GO): kinetochore; nuclear envelope; mitotic spindle
Source: RefSeq, a predicted model, not a curated record